This is a messenger RNA of Cucumis melo (muskmelon), 1315 nucleotides long. Its product is annotated as 60S acidic ribosomal protein P2-4-like. The record is from RefSeq and is a predicted model, not a curated record. Gene Ontology annotation, cellular component: ribosome; cytosolic large ribosomal subunit. Gene Ontology annotation, biological process: cytoplasmic translational elongation. The transcript is spliced from 2 exons. Gene Ontology annotation, molecular function: structural constituent of ribosome. Bases 83 to 526 code for a protein of 147 amino acids. Lineage: Eukaryota; Viridiplantae; Streptophyta; Magnoliopsida; Cucurbitales; Cucurbitaceae.
GCCUUCAACAACGUUUACAGAACCCUAACUAAACUCUCUCUUUCUCUAUCUUCCGUUUCCGAUUUGCACUCUGCAAAGAACGAUGAAGAUCGUUGCUGCCUAUUUACUCGCCGUUUUGGGAGGCAACACCAGCCCUUCAGCUAAAGAUUUGAAGGAUAUUCUCGGAUCUGUUGGAGCUGAAAUUGAUGAGGAAAGAAUUGAGCUUCUGCUCUCUAAUGUUAAGGGUAAGGACGUUACAGAGCUCAUUGCAUCCGGAAGAGAAAAGCUAGCAUCUGUUCCUUCUGGUGGAGGUGCUGCUGUGGCAGUUGCUGCCGGAGGAGGUGGUGGUGGUGCAGCUGCCCCUGCUCCAGCUGAAGCAAAGAAAGAGGAGAAGGUUGAAGAGAAGGAAGAAUCAGACGAUGUAAGCUUCCUUCGUUUCUUGGAAUUGCAUUUUAGACAGUUGAAAUUCUCGCUCCUAAAUAUAUUGAAGAUAAUGCCAAAUGAUUCUCCACCUUAUAAAACACUGAAUGUUUGCUUGAAAAGCUGAAACAUCUCCUAUAAUGAACAAUCAUUUGUUGAUUCUGUGAUAUUUUCAGCCUAUAAACACUACUUCCCUUUGGUUUUUUAAGAAAUGAUCUGCUCAUGAUUAAUAAUCACUAAAGAAAAUUGUUUUCCAAAACUUGUUUUUGCUUUUAGAAUUUAUUUGAUAUGGGGUUCAUCUUAAGACUCAUUGACAACAAGAGUAGUAGUCCAUCUAUCUUAUAAAGAGUUAGAAUCUUGUUAGUCUUUCCAUCCCCUCAAGAUGUGGCUCCUAAGUUCACCAUUCAUGAUUUGAUCUCAAUUGUUUUAUUGGACUGAGUACUUGUUUGGAUAUUGUGUGCUGUGACAUCAUAUUUGAUAACAAGAUAAGCAGUUCAUGUAACUUAUGAAAUAAACUGGUAACUGAGUUUUAAGAUGUGGAAAGCCAUAAUUGAUAAUUUUGAAUGGCACUUUCACAUAAAUUUUAAAAUAAAGAAGUGUUAUGAAAUGGCUAUCAGGAACCAAUCAAAAUUUGCUGAACUAGUUUUCUUAUUUGUAUCGUUAAUGUUCUUUUUUAAGUUGAUGUAAUUUCUUCUAAUUCCUUGUUUAAUUUUGUUUGCAGGAUAUGGGCUUCAGUCUUUUCGAUUAAGUAUAAUAACAAAGUUGAAUGUUCAGAGAUUCUUCAAGAUUUUAGAUUUUGGAAUUUUUGUUUUUUCACAUGUAGUGUUUUAACAUUAUCGUGGUGUUAUGAUGAGCCUAAUGCUGUACUUUUAUUUUAAUUAAUGAAGUUUCGUCGUAAUUUUUGGAUGCUCUAAAA